Brenthis ino (lesser marbled fritillary) is the source of this 906-nucleotide messenger RNA. The record is from the annotation of a GenBank genome assembly. NCBI's taxonomy places the organism in Eukaryota, Metazoa, Arthropoda, Insecta, Lepidoptera, Nymphalidae.
AUGGCUGAUCUCACAAAAUUAACUGCAAUGAAAACAUUCGAAUGUAAACAGCAAGCUGUGAGAGCGGUCCGUUAUAAUAUAGAUGGCUUCUACUGUUUGACUUGUGGUGCAGACAAAACAGUGAAGCUAUGGAACCCUCAAAAUAAAUUAUUACUCAAAACUUAUGCAGGACACGCAAAUGAAGUUUUAGAUGCUACAUGUUCGUGCGACAGCGGCCAAAUUGUAUCAUGCGGUUCAGAUAAAACUGUCAUUUUAUGGGACGUGAUCACCGCGAAGCCCUUGCGUCGUUUUCGAGGACACGCCAGCUCUGUUACUUGUGUAAAGCUUACUGAGGAAUCAACAAUGGCAGUGACAGGAUCCAUUGACAACACUGUGUGCUUGUGGGAUAUAGUAGGCCGCAGACAAGAGGCAAUACAAAUUUUAAAAGAUGCCAAAGACACUAUAACAUCUAUUCAAGUGACCGAUCAUGAAAUUUUAACUACAUCUGUAGACUGUCAUGUGCGAUUAUAUGAUGUGAGAGUUGGUAAAAUGUUUUCAGACUACAUCGGCCAUAUAAUUACUUAUGGAAAUAUAACUCAUGAUGGGCAGUGUCUUAUAAUAAGUUGUGCAGAUAGUACCAUUAAAUUGUUCAAUAAAGAUACCGGUGAGAUAUUAAAUACAUUUUCAGGGCACGAAGGCAAAGAUUUCUUGCUUGAAAAUGCUGUAAAUGAAAAAGAUAGUCACAUUAUUUCUGGUUCGGCUAGUGGUGAAAUUUUUUAUUACGAUUUAGUGUCUGGCGAAUGUAUUCUUAAAUUAAAACAUGGUCAGAAACCUGUGGUUUCUGUAAGCCAUCAUCCAAAUUUUAACUAUUUGCUAUCUGCUUGUGAAGACGAAGUUAAACUUUGGGGUAUUCCUUACACAGGAAAA